AUGUCCCAAGAAAUCCAGUCCAAAUCAAUAUACCAUGGUCUUCCAAUAUUUCCCCGUGACAUUAAAGGCUUGACCGCAAUUGUCACGGGUAGCAAUGGCAUCUCAGGCACAUACCAGCUCAAAGUCCUUUGCGAAUCCCCUCGUCGGUGGAAAAAGAUCUAUGCAUUGUCUCGGCGGCCUCCGCAUGGCUCAUGGCCAGACCAUGUUGAACACGUAUCGGUUGAUCUUUUGCAGCCACCAGAACAGGUUGCAGCGCAGUUAGCGGAGAGAAACAUUCGCGCUGACUAUGUCUUUUUCUUCGCCUACAUCCAGCCAGUACCCGCGGACGGACGAGGCAUAUGGAGUGCGGAAGAUGAGUUGCGUAUCUUACUGCAGCUGGGCGCCAAAUACUAUGGCUUACACCACGGCCCUGGCAUUCCCCCACAAGAGGAAUCAGAUCCUCGGGUUCUAAUGGGAUCGAAUUUUUACUACCACCAGGAGGACUAUCUGCAAUCAUUCACAAAGAAGCAUCAGAUAGGCUGGAACACAACUAGACCCUCCCAUAUCGCCGGUGCAGUGCCCGAUGCUGCCAUGAAUCUAUGUUAUCCCUUGGCCAUCUAUGCCACAGUACAGAAGUACCUCAACAAGCCCCUUGAGUAUCCUGGGGACCUGGUCGCGUGGGAAACACAUACUACUAUUUCGUCCGCACAGGCCAAUGCGUACCUCGCCGAAUGGACCGUGCUAACUAAACAGGCCGAAAAUGAAAGCUUCAAUGCAUCUGACGACUGCCUAUUCACAUGGGCCAAGUUUUGGCCUCAGCUGGCCAAACGGUUUAAGAUGCCUUGGACAGGUCCCGAUACAAGCGACGACGCUCAGUAUCAGACCCUCACCUCCCCGGACCGACCUCCGCGUGGCUAUGGUCCUCCGGGGAAGUCGCGAUAUCGGUUUACCCUGGCUGAAUGGGCCAAAAAGCCCGAAAUCCAGAAGGCUUGGUCCGAAAUCGCCGAGAGGCAUGGUCUCCGGGAGAAAAAACUCCGAGAUAUCGACCGGGUGUUUGGCUUCACGGACUUGGCCAUUAUCUCAGGUCAGCCAAUUAUGCUAAGGUAG
This is a messenger RNA of Penicillium riverlandense, 1086 nucleotides long. Its product is annotated as SDR family oxidoreductase. The record is from RefSeq and is a predicted model, not a curated record. Lineage: Eukaryota; Fungi; Ascomycota; Eurotiomycetes; Eurotiales; Aspergillaceae. The transcript is spliced from 2 exons. Bases 1 to 1086 code for a protein of 361 amino acids.